CUUUAAUCAUAGGUUUCGAGUUUGAGCAGAUACAUGGAGUCUUUCUUAUAUGGUUGUUCUUUUAACUAGACGUCUCGAGUUUGAACUUGAGAUGUGAGUUGUUCUACUUUUUCCUUCUUUGUGAUAAGAAAAGAACGUGGUUGGAUGGUAAAGUUUGUAUCUUUAAUUAUAGGUCUCGGAUUUGAGCAUGACAUGGAGCCUUUUGAUAGUAAAGGUCCUCCGUUUAUCUAUUGGUCUCGGGUUUGAGCUGAAAUAAAGCCUUUUCAAUUGUAGAGGCCCUUUUUUUGAUUGUAAAGGUACUUCUUUAACCAUAAGUUUUGACUUUGAACUCGAGAUUGAAUAUUUUGAUAAGAAUUAUCCUCCCUUUAACCACGUGUCUCAGAUUAGAGCCCAAGAUAGAGGUUCUUUUUGAUAGUAAAAGUCCUUCCUUUAACCAUUGGUUUGACUCAGGUUCGAGUCCUGGAAUGGAAUCCUUUUGAGAGAAAAGAUCCUUCUUUUAGUCAUAGGUCUCGAGUUUGAAUCCUGAGAUGAAAUCUUUUUGAUAGCAAAGAUCCUUCUUCUAACCAUAGGUCUCUAACCUGAGAUGGAGUCUUUUUGAUAGUAAAGGCCUUUUUAACCAUACGUCUCGUGUUUGAGCCCAAAGAUGGAGUGCGGAUACUGGAUGAUUGUUUUAUUUUGUUUAAAAAAAAUAGAUAUGAAAAUGAUUAUUGUAUUAUUUUCGACAUUUUUAAGAAGAAGAACAGACAUAAUCAAGUUCAUAGAGUUGUAGUUAGAUUGAUUUGUUUAUAGCAAAUGAUUGAUAGGAUGGCUGCUUGGUGCCGGAAAUGCAUAUAUUUGAAGCCUAAAUUGGAGAAACUUUCAGCUGAAUUUGAUACCAAACUCAAAUUCUACUAUGUGGAUGUCAAUAAAGUGCCACAAACUUUAGUGAAGCGCGGAAACGUCUCAAAAAUGCCAACUAUUCAGGUGAGCAGAAGUCUGUGGUUUCUCAGUCCUUUCAAUGUUCGAAAGAUGUUUUAUUUUAGGAAUAACACAUACACAUGCCCUUUAACUUGACCUCAGUUGGCAUCAACGUCCUUCAACUUUGAGUGUGCGCAAAUAGACUUAUAAAUUAUUAAAAGUUGAACAAGUACACACACGCAUCCUGCUUGGCAAUUCACGUGAAACGCCGUGUAGGACGGGUAUGUUUGCGGGCGUAGAUGCUAGCUAAGGCCAAGUUAACCGGCACACUUA
Capsicum annuum is the source of this 1230-nucleotide messenger RNA. RefSeq names its product thioredoxin-like 3-1, chloroplastic. The record is from RefSeq and is a predicted model, not a curated record. Gene Ontology annotation, cellular component: chloroplast stroma. The transcript has 3 exons. Bases 793 to 1053 code for a protein of 86 amino acids. Lineage: Eukaryota; Viridiplantae; Streptophyta; Magnoliopsida; Solanales; Solanaceae.